Messenger RNA from Aspergillus aculeatus ATCC 16872, 774 nucleotides. Its product is annotated as exosome non-catalytic core subunit CSL4. Gene Ontology annotation, molecular function: RNA binding. NCBI's taxonomy places the organism in Eukaryota, Fungi, Ascomycota, Eurotiomycetes, Eurotiales, Aspergillaceae. The coding region runs from base 1 to 774 and encodes 257 amino acids. Gene Ontology annotation, cellular component: cytoplasm; nuclear exosome (RNase complex). The transcript has a single exon. The record is from RefSeq and is a predicted model, not a curated record. Gene Ontology annotation, biological process: RNA processing.
AUGACGAGCACACUACCAACUUUGGCCAUUCCAGGCCAGCGCCUGGCCCCUGUGAGCUCUUACGCCGCAGGCCCCGGUACUCAUGUGCAGAAUGCGAACAUCUACGCCUCCAUCGCCGGUCCCGUUCUCGUCAACCCCGCCAGCUCCAAAACCGCCAAGUCCACUCUGAGCGUCUCUCGCAGCCCCCUCCGCAAAGCUGCUCCUUCUGCCUCUCCGUCCGCACCAAAGUCCACCGCUCCCGGCCCCUCCAAACCACGGUACAACACUCUCCCCGCCGUCGACUCGAUUGUGCUCGCGCGCGUGACGCGCGUGCAGAAGCGACAGGCCACGGUCUCCAUCCUCGUCGUGCUCGACGAGUCAGCCAGCAACAAUAAGUCAGGACCGCAGCCCACCACCACGACGACAACCCCCACCGGCGGUUCUUCGGACAACGACAACAUCGAAGCGAUCCUCUCCUCCGCCGCCAACCCGGAGAACCACAGCAACUCGGACGAACUGCGGUUCCAGGCGCUCAUUCGCAAGGAGGACGUCCGGGCUGUCGAGAAGGACCGCGUGGUCAUGGACGAGAUGUUCCGCGUGGGGGACAUCGUGCGUGGCACUGUGAUUUCCCUGGGCGACCAGAGCUUCUAUUACCUCACGACGGCGCGCAACGACCUCGGGGUGGUGAUGGCGCGCAGCGAGGCGGGCAAUAUGAUGUUCCCUGUUAGUUGGAAGGAGAUGCGGGAUCCUGUCACGGGAGCCGCGGAGCUGAGGAAGGUUGCGCGGCCGUUUUGA